CGUACAGUCGACAGUUUUGCUUGGCGUGUCUUGGGGGGACUGUUCCAGCAGAAGUCGAUGAGUAAAAGAACACUGUAAUGAAAGAAAGAGAACCACAGUCCAGUGAAUCAACAAUCUCUUGUGCCAUUGAUGUAUCAAUUGAGAGGUCCCAGGGUGUUGCUGACCAGUAGUGGCCUUCUUCAAGGGCUUGCUCUUGAUCUCCUGCCCUUGUCUUUGCUCGGAAGAUUGGUGAUACUUCAGAGUGGGCUUGGCCUAACACAAUAGCCAUUCGGUCUUCAUGACCACGUGCAUAGUGCCAUCGGAGUGGAGGACGUUAGUACACAAGCAUCGGAUUUGAUCGUGGCUUGAGCUGAAUAUCAAAAAACAGCCAAACGAUCGAUCAUCAGGCCCUUUGACCGCUCCUUCCUUCCGACUCUGCCUCCGUUCCUCUCCUCCUUCAACAUGGAUCGGAAUGAUGACGAUACCAUGAGACUUUACCACGUUUUCCAAAACUCUUUCAACAAAAUCACGAGCAAGGAUGGUGGGGUACCCCAGGGGCACAGUUUUCAGGGUAUGGAAGGUGACCCCGGGGUGGUCGGGUUUCCAGGUGGUACCUCGGUGGGCGGAUUCCCAACUGGUGGAGGACAUGGAGCCGAAAACUUCUCGCCAGAGUCACCUUACUACCCCUUUGCCAAUGCCCCCGGGUCAAGAGCGGGCCCUUCAACGGCAGGGAGCCGACCCAUCAAAAUAGACAAAGACGCAGAUGCCAGUGGGAACAGUCAAUGGUUUGGCGACGAGUUUGUCUCAAACUCGCCCAACAAUCGAUUCAUUCCUCAAAAGGUGGACGGGAGUGGUGGAGGGCCCCCGGGCUUAGCCAGCCUCGCCGCUUAUCAGGACAAUCCCUACUUCCUCGAUCAGGGUGCUCCUAAUGAUUGGCAGGGUUAUGGGCCCGGCGGGGGUUAUACCAGCACGGGAGGUGUGCCUGUACAAAACAUUCUGGGAGGUGGUCCCGGGGGAGUUCCAUUUUCUGGAAACCCCAGUGUCGACGGCAUGAUGUACGGAGACCAUGCCACCACAGCUGCAGGUGUCAGUAGUACGUAUAGCUCAACAGUGGGAACGCCCUCAGUAUCCUCACCGGCCUCGUUCAACGUCAAUGGUGGCAAUAGUCGGCAGCCCCAAAUAUCCGCGGCCGCCUCAAGUCAAGAUGUGGAUGACGCCCUUAAUGUUAUUGCCUCCGAGUACAUUGCCGGGGGCCUUCCACCCAUGGCCUCUAUGGCCCCUCACUCGACAAACGGAGUUGCUGCAGCUGCUGCAUUAGCGUAUGGAAGUGGCGCCCUCAGCGAUCUCUCUUCGGAUGGCAUGGGCUACCAACUUCCCCAUCAAUCCGACGGUGCCUCCACAUCAGCAGGGGGCGCCAAAAAACGAAAGGCUGACUCCGAAUCCGGAGCUGACCUCAAACCUAGUAGCUCGUCCGGCAGCAAGCGGGGUAAACGGCGAAAGGAACAACAACAACAACAACAACAAGCUCAAGACCUUCUCAAUGCCGAGUCGGCCGACGAGACAGACGACGGAGCUCCCCCUGAGGUCAAAAUGAUGCGAGAGAAAGAGCGACGAUCAGCCAAUAAUGCCCGUGAGCGCAUACGAAUCCGCGACAUCAACGAGGCGCUGAAAGAGCUGGGCCGAAUCUGUAUGUCUCACUUGAAGUCGGACAAGCCACAAACCAAGUUAGGCAUUCUCAACAUGGCUGUCGAUGUCAUCAUGAGCUUAGAACAGCAAGUGCGUGAGCGCAAUCUCAACCCCAAGGUGGCGUGUCUGAAGCGACGCGAAGAAGACAAGACCGACCACCAUCACCACCAAGCAGCUGCCGCGGCUGCGGCUGCGGCCGCAGCGGCUAGCAUGGGCUUCGCCCCCUCGCCCAGUUCAGGCCCCGGACCUUCCCCAAUGAUGGCCACCGGUCACGGAGGCCCAACUAGUCCGGGUGGUUAUGGUGGUGGAGGCGGGGGCGGCCCCUCCCAUAUUUAGCUACAAAUUGAUGACGCACAACCAACCAAUCAACAAAACCAAAACAAACACACAUUCGUGUAAACCAACAACAACCUUACCCGUUUCAUUCUAUCUACAGUUUUGCUCUCAACGAUCAUGAUGACCUGUGCCACUAGCAUUGCACCAACAAAAGCAACAGCAGCAGAGCAGCCAGAUAAGACUUCUGUUCUCGAAUUCAUUGCACUUGAACGCAACAUGAAUUUCCGAACUUGUGAUAUCGCUUUAUCUCCUCCUCUCUCUCUUUCUCUCUCCUCUCUCUCAUCUUCGGACGGCACGUCCUGUUUUGGAAACAAGCCAUGGUUCAUCCCCGAUCAUGCCAUCUUUUCCAUACCCACAGUGCAUGGUCGUGCCAGCAUAAUAGAAAAUCAAAGACUUUGCUUUGUCUACCAUUGAUAUUCCAUCGAGAUUCUUAUUCAUGUUAUCAUCAUUAUCACUAUUAUUAUUAAUAUUAUUAUUUUCAUCAUCAUCCCCCAUUACCUUUCACACUAGACACAAGAGAAGAAGAAAGAAAUCAGUUCUCUGCCCAAGAGGCUCUCAACCGUUUAGUGGAUCAGUGUAGUGAUCGAAGAGCCAUCGACAGACAACCAUACCGAGCUUCCUCUCCGCAGCCACGCAAUCUAUCUGUCUUGGUGGUGUGUAUGCGUUGCUGAAUCAAAAAUGAUCUCCUCUACCCCCUUCCUCUUUCCCCACCUUCUUGAUGGGCACCCGAAACAUGGGCGUUCGUUGUUAUGCCUCCAUCGUCGACGUUUGCUAUACACUUCUUAUUACCAUACAUCUUAAAGCCUGAACCUUCAAUUUGAGAGUUAUUCAGAGGGUUGAAUCCCAUUUCGAUUACUGCGAGUAUUUCCUGCAUUUCAAAGUCCAGAAGAAGAAAAACAAAAAAGCCUACAAAAGCAGCCAGCAACAUAAUCACGUCGUCUAAAUAUCAUUCUACAACCUUUGUCAUAUCAACUCGAGGAAGGGAUAACUUUUCAAGAAGACACACUUCGUCUUGAUCCAGUUGGUUAUCUGAAUGAAUUAAAACCAACGCCCAAUCAAUUUUGAGUCUAAUUUUGUUUUCGUUAUUAGAAAACACCGUGUACACAAACAAAAACGAAUAUAAGUCGUAUUAGUUCGAUUGUAGCUCCCGAUCAGCAUCAUAUCGCCGUCUGUAUUGUUAGCCGCCGAAACAAACACCUCCCCGCCCACCCUGGCCCCCUCGACCCGCCUCCUGUCCCUCUAAGUAUGGGCCCAUAUUUUCGGAGAAACCUGAGAAUGCAAUUCAGUUUUAACGUUCGUUUUUUUAUCUUCCUCUCGUGUCCAGAGCAUAAUCGCAUCAACAAAAUGAUUUUUCCUCCGAAAAACACCUACAAUCGAGAUUGAAUAAAUAUUCUAAAAAUCUGAA
Tigriopus californicus is the source of this 3406-nucleotide messenger RNA. RefSeq names its product protein daughterless-like. Gene Ontology annotation, molecular function: DNA-binding transcription factor activity, RNA polymerase II-specific; protein dimerization activity; RNA polymerase II cis-regulatory region sequence-specific DNA binding. The record is from RefSeq and is a predicted model, not a curated record. Lineage: Eukaryota; Metazoa; Arthropoda; Copepoda; Harpacticoida; Harpacticidae. Bases 442 to 2001 code for a protein of 519 amino acids. The transcript has 2 exons. Gene Ontology annotation, biological process: regulation of transcription by RNA polymerase II. Gene Ontology annotation, cellular component: transcription regulator complex.